UGCUAAGCCCUUUUCAUGUCCCCUCUCUUUUCUCUUUCAACAGAAAACUCGCAGGCACCUCUCUAUCAGCUGCUGGCUGCUGCGAUCCGUCUUAACUCGGUUCCGCUGAAGUAAAGAAAUAGAAAAAUGGGUAUCAUUGAAAAGAUUAAAGAAAUCGAAGCCGAGAUGGCUCGCACCCAGAAAAAUAAAGCCACAGAGUAUCAUCUGGGUCAGCUCAAGGCAAAGAUUGCAAAACUAAGAACACAAUUGUUGGAGCCUCCAAAAGGUUCUAGUGGAGCUGGAGAAGGCUUUGAAGUUACAAAAUAUGGCCAUGGACGUGUUGCACUGAUAGGUUUUCCCAGUGUGGGGAAGUCUACCCUCUUAACUAUGUUAACAGGCACCCAUUCAGAAGCUGCAUCUUAUGAAUUUACAACACUUACCUGCAUUCCUGGUAUCAUACACUAUAAUGAUACUAAAAUUCAGCUGCUUGAUCUUCCUGGAAUUAUUGAAGGUGCUUCUGAAGGCAAGGGACGUGGAAGGCAGGUUAUUGCAGUCUCCAAGUCUUCAGACAUUGUGUUGAUGGUUCUCGAUGCUUCAAAAAGUGAGGGUCACCGACAAAUAUUAACAAAAGAACUGGAAGCUGUGGGAUUGCGUUUAAACAAGAGACCACCUCAAAUUUAUUUCAAAAAGAAAAAAACUGGUGGCAUUUCAUUCAACAGCACCGCACCUUUAACUCAUGUGGAUGAGAAGCUUUGUUACCAAAUUCUACAUGAAUACAAAAUUCACAAUGCAGAGGUGCUAUUUCGAGAGGAUGCCACAGUGGAUGAUCUUAUAGAUGUCAUUGAAGGAAAUCGUAAAUACAUGAAGUGUAUAUAUGUCUACAAUAAGAUAGAUGUUAUUGGUAUUGAUGAUGUGGAUAAGUUAGCCCGGCAGCCAAAUUCUGUUGUCAUUAGCUGCAAUCUAAAGCUUAACUUAGACAGACUGCUCGCAAGGAUGUGGGAUGCAAUGGGACUUGUGAGAGUUUAUACAAAACCACAAGGCCAGCAACCUGAUUUCAGCGAGCCUGUAGUUCUCUCUGUUGAUAGAGGUGGCUGCACAGUGGAAGACUUCUGUAAUCACAUCCACAGGAGUUUGGUGAAGGAUGUGAAAUAUGUGCUAGUGUGGGGUAUAAGUGCAAGGCAUUACCCACAGCAUUGUGGCCUCGGUCAUGUUCUUCAAGAUGAGGAUGUAGUUCAGAUUGUUAAGAAAAAGGAAAGGGAAGAUGGAGGGAGAGGUCGAUUCAAGUCGCAUUCAAAUGCUCCUGCUCGAAUAUCUGACCGAGAGAAGAAAGCUCCCUUGAAGACUUGAAUACAUCAAUGGAUACUGCCCUGCUCACCUUUGAUUAUCAAAUGAGGUUGGCAUUGAAGAACAAUUUGCGGCUGCAAGUAUGGUGCGCCCAAAUUACUGUAUGGCUAGGCCAUAUCGAGUCUGCUAUCCAGAAUACACAUAUAUUUUGGCCCUGGAUUGUAUCUUAAAUUAAAUUUUCUAAAUGAGGCUCUGAUUAAUAUUUAAUACUCUGUUAUAAUGUAUUAUUAAUCUUGGUUACUUGGUUGAAUAGAUAAUGUUACAAAUUUUAUUAAUGUUUGAUGGAUAC
Pistacia vera is the source of this 1612-nucleotide messenger RNA. RefSeq names its product developmentally-regulated G-protein 2. The record is from RefSeq and is a predicted model, not a curated record. Gene Ontology annotation, molecular function: GTP binding; GTPase activity. Gene Ontology annotation, cellular component: cytoplasm. Bases 127 to 1326 code for a protein of 399 amino acids. Lineage: Eukaryota; Viridiplantae; Streptophyta; Magnoliopsida; Sapindales; Anacardiaceae. Gene Ontology annotation, biological process: cytoplasmic translation. The transcript is spliced from 12 exons.